GAUCGAUGGCGGUAACGCGAUCUCGUGAAUUGGAGAAGUGGGUUGCGAGGAGCUAGCUGCAGGGAAUCAUCGCCCACGUUUCAAUGUGUUUUUUUUCUUUUUUUUUUUCAUUGAAGUGAUGGGGUGGUGGAUCCGCGUCGUACCGGUCCUCCGACGCUACAGAUUUAAUGAGGCGUUUUGUGUCUGAGGAAGAAACUCGGAGGACUGGAUAGAUUCGUAUUUUGCAUCUUCAAUCGGUGUUUGGGGUGAUGGUGGAGUGCGAGAGUGAUUCGGUAUGGUGGACGACGUGAGCCGGAGGCGGAUGUUUGAUUGCGUGGGUGAAUUUGAUGCGGGGGUGGAGUGGAGGAGGGUUGCUGCGCAUUCGUGUGUCAAUCAAUGUGUGGGAGGGGGCAUUGAAACACUGGGUUGGAGUAUUUUAGCGCCGUGAAGAAAGAGUAAAUUUUUUGGUCUUUUGGAAGGCCAGGCUGGUGUUGAAGCUUCGCUUACUCAGGGCUGUAGAGGAGAAUGCUGAUCGACUGCCCUAGCUCCCCUCGCCUUAGUUGGGACAAAAUUCAAUCUGAGUUCUAUGCUGUUACAGUGGUUUAAUCUGGAUAAUGUAUGUAGACUUACAGGCCUAUUCAAGUUUCAGGAGUGAUGAAUGAUUUGAGCCACCCAGUUGGGCAAUUCGGUCAUACGGUCAUUCUGCUUCAUGUUUUGACGAAUGGGGUUUAAAUGAACUUGAUAUUGACUAAUGGAAAAUGAAGCGCAUGCCAAGGCUGCAUGCAGCAUCUUCUUCUACAAGGGCAACUAGAUGCACGAUCAAAAGCUUUGGAAUUUCUAGCUGGCUGAGGACAACUGACCUUUUCAACGAGAAGAUAAAAUGUGGGGUGUGUUACGCGAGUUGGACUCCGUCAGAACUUUUAAAGACCGUAAGAAGAGGUCGAGAUGGCAGAGACUUCUAAAUCUAGGCAAUAUGGUGAUGAGACUGAUAUCAUUAGCGAUUCUUUGAGCAAACUCAAUCCAGGCAGAAAUGGUCUUUGAGAAAUGGAUUUGUUUAGUAGAUAGUGUUCACUGGUAAUUAUCAAUCAGUAAUUCAGAUCCAACAGGAACAGGUAAAUCAACUUGUUGAGGAAUAGUACACAAUUAAGAUGAAUCGAAGUAUUACCUUGGCGGUUCCGCGCCGUGAUCCAGUUGGGAAGGCCGAUACCUCUGCUAUGCAGCGAUGGAUGGUGGCGAUUUGUGCCAUCCGAUUUGAUCUUCAACAGGGGCAGUUAGUUGAAGAAUGCUAUCCACCUAAUGCGCUCUCUCCAGAGGAAGAACUUGAUGUUGCCUUCAGUUCAUUUCCAGAUUCUAUGUCGCAAGGAAGUACUCAUGCAAGUGUGCACGACUGCGCAUUCUUCUUCCGGAUCCGCAGGCGUGGUACUAUUCCGGCUCCGAAUCCAGCUCCACCACGAAGAACAACCUCUCAUCCGUCUUCGGACACAUUUGUAGAGGCCGUUGAUGAUACAGCGCGAGAACUUAAUUUUGACAGACCCCAAGGAGUACAAAAUUCAAUAAGCGAGGGUUGUGCAGCCCUUGAAAAGUCUUCAGCUGAUGAGGAGGGUGGUACUGGGAGUGGAUGGGGUAGUUUGCCGCUCCCUAGCAUUCUUGCAAAUAUGAUUUCUCCAAAGCCUGCAACAAGGAUAACUAGCAGUAGUGCCCCUACCCUUUCCUCAAAUAAUCCUCCUACCACUGUUUCAGUCCGUCGUGAAGAGAACACCAAUCUUCCUGGAUAUCCACUAGAUCCAGUGAAAGGGAGUUCCCGUGGUGGUCCUGGUAGUGGAGGUCCGCGGUACCUGUAUGGUUUUGUCUUCAACAGGCAAAGGCAGGAUGAGAGACUAAGACGUGGGGGUGAACAAAAGUCUGUCGUCAUUCUCUCCGAGCGCCCCUAUUCAUGUGUUUUCAAGCCCUUGGUACAAAUCGCAGGACCUAUGUAUUUUGAUAUUGGUGCACGAGCUUUGGAGCAGAUAGCAUCUUAUGUCUCUCGCUGGGCACCACCACUUCAUGGACAGUUGAUAGAAUUACUGGUUGGGACCGUCGUCAUACGCGCCCAUCUCCCACCAGCCCAUGCGCUACCUCCUGGUUGUGGCACUCCUAUGGAUGAUUUCACCUCAGCAAUGGCACCAGUGCCCCCCUUAAACAGAUCCGUUCCUCAGGGUGUUUUCCACGACGUUGAUUUGUUUGGUUCUUUCCGAGGAGUCCUCAUGAAUUUGUGGGUCCUUUGGGAGCUUCUUUUAGUGGGUGAACCUCUAUUGGUGGUAGGUCCCACUCCCCCACAAGUCUGCGAGGCAGUAGCUGCAUUAGUUGGCCUAGUUGCACCACUGCCAUGUAGUGUUGACUUCCGACCUUACUUCACAAUCCAUGAUCCAGACUUCGGUGGACUUAAUUCUGUGAAAGAAGGGGAAAAAGCUCCUCCAAUGGUUCUGGGUGUUACCAAUCUUUUUUUCCUCAAGGCCCUAAGAAACAUUCCUCAUGUAAUAUCUGUAGGAACUCCAACUCCAACUCCAAGCCUUUUGAAGCUAGCAAGGAGUAAUAAUAAUUCUCAAGCUGGGAACCGCCGCUUGUCUCUGCAACUACAGCUAUCUCCAUUGACGAGAUUCUCUCCAGCAAAUCUGCUACAAGUUGCAAGAGUUCGUAAAGACGGACCCCUUUCUUUGAUGUCAGAGCAUCGUGAAUGUUUGUGGACAAGUUAUGUGACAGCAACGAAACCGGACACGUCAGUUCUCAACCGUUUAGUUGACGCUGGUGUUUCCCCCCAAACUGAGGAGUCAAUGUCUAUGGUGAACAAUGAGGUUUUGAGGCGCCACUUUCUGGAAUUGACAACCAACUUUCUGGCACCGUUUGGACCUUACCUACGUGCAACUACCCCACAGGAGGGAGCAUCACCCUUUCGGGAUCCACCUCCUCUCCCCCCUUUCAAUGCACAUUCUUUCCUUGAAGGUCUGGCUGCUCGCGGAGCCGGAAAAUUUCUUGCCAAGCGGUUGCGUGCCAACUGGCUGGACCUCUACAGACGUUUUUUGGAGGGACCAAAUUUCAUGCCAUGGUUUCAGCGUAGACGAGCCGUAGCUGAGCAAGAACAGCAUCGGAUUUGGAGGCAAGCUCGUUGCAAGGCUGAUGUAGAGUCCUUUCUGAAGUCAAUGUCAGAAGUGGAGGUUGUAGACUCUUUUUCUGCUGUUGAGCGUCACUUAAUCAUAGAAUUACAGAUGCUACAGCGGGCAGGGCUUGCUAACACACAGACACAGACGAUCAAGAAACUAAGAAGUGAUUUACGCACAAUCUUCAACUCGUUGCCUAACGAUGUGCAGCAGAUGCUGCUGACCAAUCCACAACGAGCAAGCCACCUCCAAGGCGGUAAACCAGAAAUCCCAAAGACUCCUGAGAAAUCACCCUCUAGGUUUGGAUUUUUUUGGCCAACAUUUGAGUCCUCGCAAUCGGACGAGACGACCCCUGAGAGAUCAAGCAGACAGCAAGAGCUGCUACAGGACCCCUUAGAUUUGAACAGAACUUGAUAGCCAUCAUCUGUUAUCGUGUAUCAAAUUGAGCAAUAUCAUGCCCAUGGAACAUGGGUGUUAGCUGGUUUUACGGUCUC
Messenger RNA from Physcomitrium patens, 3607 nucleotides. RefSeq lists its product as uncharacterized. The record is from RefSeq and is a predicted model, not a curated record. NCBI's taxonomy places the organism in Eukaryota, Viridiplantae, Streptophyta, Bryopsida, Funariales, Funariaceae. Gene Ontology annotation, cellular component: recycling endosome. Gene Ontology annotation, molecular function: guanyl-nucleotide exchange factor activity.